CCUCGUGGACACCAUUCUCCAUUCGGCGCGUUAAAAUCCGAAUCAAACAAUUGACAUUAAUCAGAAUUUUGCUUCAUAUAAACACUUCAUUGUGUUCAUUAGAAAAUUAUAGUGGGCUCUGUAAGAUCCAGGCAGCAGUGCGAGAUGUCAAGCUUUCGAAGAAGCACACAUUUUUGGAGCGAGGAGGAGACAGAUUUCCUUUUACAAACAUUAAAAGAGAUGAAUAUAGAUCGUUAUAAAGACGGGCGUAAGAACCGCAACAGUCUCAUCUUUAGGAAGGUUUGUGCUAAACACAAACAGGCUGGAUUUGUGCGCUCAUGUGAUCAGGUGAAACACCGCUGGAAAACACUCAAAUCCAUUUACUAUAAGGCAAAAAAACUCAAUCAGACCAGCUCGAAUGCAGCUUUUAAGCAUUUUGAUACAAUGGAAGACAUUUUCGGACAUAGACCUUUGGCGAUAUCAAACCAAGCCGAAGUUAAUAUCGACUUCAAAGUCGGAUCCCCUCUGUCGGAAAGCAAAUGUUUCAUUUUUGAGGAUGGUGAAUGUGAUGAUGACAAUGAAAUGGAUGACGUGGAAGGUGGAUUUCAAGAAAUCCAGUCCGUGAAAAUAGAGAAUGAGCCCCUCAUCCUCACGCAGCCAUCAAAUGAGAGCUCCACCUCUACAGAAAGCUCCACAUUCACCCAACCAUCCAUCUCUAAAGAGAACAGCACCUGUACCCAGCCAUCCACCUCCAGGCAACCUCCUGUUCAAGGUAUGUUGAGAAGCAGAAGGCCUUGUUGCACUGCAUUGCAUGUGCAGUAUCAAGACUUUCUGGAAAAAAUACAGCACUCACAAAACAUGUGGCUGGAGCGUCAGCUGGAACAGAAUCAUGUCCGAGAGGAACGGUUAAUUUCCAGAGUGCUUGCUGAACACACCCGCUCUAUGGAGGCCUUAGUGAACCAGUUGUUUGCAGGGUUAAGAAGUCUCCUGCCCCAGCCCCCUCCCAAUAUACAGUCCAAUCCCCAGCCCAUGCACACACCCCCAGAAAUUCUCAAUACAUACCCUCAUGUGAACCCAGACGAGCACUGGCCUCCAGCACAUAACCCAAAAUCAAGCAUUCCUCCUCGGCCUGAAGAUCAUUUAAAUGACCAGAUAUCAGGGACUGUCAACCAGUGAUCAAAGACUCUUUCAGAACUUGUCAAAUCUUUUUAAAAUCCAUGCAUUCUUAGGUUGUUUUUUGAGCCUCUAUUGUUAGACUGGUUUGUAAAUCUUUUGAACAUAUGUUUAAUGACAUGGUUCACCUAAAAAUGACUGUUCUGUCAUCAUUUACACACCCUCAUGACGUUGCAAACCCGUAUGACUGUCUUUCAUCCGCUUAGCACAAAAAGGGAAGUUUUGAAGAAUGUUCCUGCUGCUCUCUUCCUUAGUGAAUGUGGAUGGUAAUUAGGGGCUUUCAAGCUCCAAAAAGGACAAAAGAAGCACCAUAAAAGUAGUCUAUAUGACUCAUGCACUAUAUUACAAGUGUUCUAAAGCCAUGUUAUAACUUUAUGUGAGGAGCAGACUGAAAUGUAAAUCAUUGACUGAAUAUCUUGCAUUGAAAAUGUUGUCAUCCAUCUGGUCACCAUUUACAUUUUUAGAAAAGAGAAGUUUAGGCAUUCUGCUAUUAAAAAAAAUAAAUAUUAAUAAUCCUUGUGUGUUCCGCAGAAGGUAGAAAGAUUUACAGGAUUGGACUAGGAUGAAGAAAUUAUGACAGAAUUGUCCUUUUUGGGUGAAUUGUUCCUUUAACAUUUAUUCACUGAUAAAGAUACGCAGUGAUGGUAA
Molecule: messenger RNA, 1800 nt
Organism: Myxocyprinus asiaticus (Chinese sucker)
Lineage: Eukaryota; Metazoa; Chordata; Actinopteri; Cypriniformes; Catostomidae
Exons: 3
Coding region: 145-1155 (336 amino acids)
Source: RefSeq, a predicted model, not a curated record